AUGGCUCGUACAAAGCAAACUGCUCGUAAAUCGACUGGUGGUAAGGCACCACGUAAACAAUUGGCUACUAAGGCCGCACGCAAAAGUGCGCCCGCAACUGGCGGUGUAAAAAAACCACAUCGUUAUCGUCCGGGAACUGUAGCUUUGCGUGAAAUUCGUCGCUAUCAAAAGAGUACAGAACUCUUAAUUCGCAAACUGCCAUUCCAGCGUUUAGUCCGUGAAAUUGCACAGGAUUUCAAAACUGAUUUACGUUUCCAGAGUUCUGCUGUAAUGGCU
This is a messenger RNA of Teleopsis dalmanni, 276 nucleotides long. RefSeq names its product histone H3-like. The transcript has a single exon. The record is from RefSeq and is a predicted model, not a curated record. Gene Ontology annotation, molecular function: protein heterodimerization activity; structural constituent of chromatin; DNA binding. Lineage: Eukaryota; Metazoa; Arthropoda; Insecta; Diptera; Diopsidae. The annotation marks the transcript as partial. Gene Ontology annotation, cellular component: nucleosome.